Messenger RNA from Mucor mucedo, 1027 nucleotides. RefSeq names its product translation initiation factor SUI1. The transcript is spliced from 6 exons. Gene Ontology annotation, molecular function: mRNA binding; translation initiation factor activity. Lineage: Eukaryota; Fungi; Mucoromycota; Mucoromycetes; Mucorales; Mucoraceae. The record is from RefSeq and is a predicted model, not a curated record. Bases 98 to 673 code for a protein of 191 amino acids. Gene Ontology annotation, biological process: formation of translation preinitiation complex; translation reinitiation.
CUAACUGUGUCCUGCUGAGGACUGCUAAUCAAAAAAUAAUAAAAAAAAAAACUGCAAAUCCCCCCGUCUCCUCUUUUUCAAUAACAAUCUAUUAAAAAUGUCAAUCGAACCGCGUAAAGUCUUUUUAUGUGGCAUUUGCACCAUGCCUUUAGAAUACUGUGAAUUCAGUGGAACGCAAGAGAAGUGUAAAUUGUGGUUAAGAGAACACAAUGAGGAUUUGUAUGAAGAACUUUAUGGCGGUGUCCAAGCCGUUACAGAAGGUGUCGAAAAGGCAACUAUUGAGGACGAGACGUUGGAUAAAAAGGAUAGAAGCCUUGUAAAGGAUAAAUCAGCCAAACUCGAGGCUAAAUUAGAGCGUGAAAAUAAAAAGAAAAUGGCAUCUCGCGUCCUUAUCAAGCGUAUCGAAAGAACAAAGAGAAAGUGUGUUACAACUAUUUACGGUUUAGAUAUUUUUGGAGUUGAUUUGAAAAAGGCAGCAAAGAUGUUUGCCAACAGAUUUGCAUGUGGUUCUUCUGUCGCAAAGAAUAACCAAGGGCAAGACGAAAUCGUUGUUCAAGGUGAUUUCAGUGAUGAGUUACUUAAAAUGAUCUUGAGCAACUGGACAAACGUUCCUGAAGAGAAUAUUGAUAAAAUCGAAGAAAAGAAGAAGAAGAAGACUGAAGGACAAGUCUAAAUUAUUGUUUCCGAUUUUGUGUAAUAAAAGAAAAAGCCAGUGCCAGAUUUUUUUUUCCAAAUGUAGUAAAGAUGAGUUACCGUAAAAAAAAAGAAUGAAAUAGCAAAGAAGAAGACAAUUGGUAUAAUGCAGCGAAGCUUGAUGUGUGUUAAAGCACAAACGCUCUUCUAUUUUGAUGCUUGAAGCUCCCCAAUUAUCAACUAUCAGCUAAACUUCAUUUGAAAUUCAUUUUAUCCUCCCAUAUCCGUCUAAGGGUGUUAGCCGUCGUUGAAAGAAUUCUUAUAAAGUUACCAUUGUAUAAAGAAUUACAGCUGUUUCGCAAUGGGAUAAAAAAUAAAGUAUUUGAACUACGCC